GUCAAUUUGUUUGAAUUUUCUUGGAUAAUUCCAGCUGGAGAUUUGACAUUAUUCUACUAUAUAUACGAACAAUACUAAUCCACCAAUUCCACACUACAUCAAACAUCUCAAUCUCCACACAAAAUAAUAUCUCAGAAAAACCAAUUGAAAAAAUGGAGGGACUGAUACCAUUUAUUGUCCGUGCGAUGAAGAAGCAAAACAUACACAAGCAUAGCUUCCGAUGCGUUUCAGAUGGGUCGAGACGAAGCUAUCAGUUGUUAGGAAGUGCCGGUGACUCAUUCAACGGGUCGUCUCAUCGGCGUACGCAGUCGGAGUUUCAAGCCCCUAUUGGACUGCAGGAUUUCCAGCAGCCUCAAGUAGUUGAUCACUUUAUACGUUCACGUAGUAUCAACACUAACAAUAUCAAUAAUGAUGCUGCUACCAAAGGGACAAGGCAAAUACAUCAAAAUCAUGCUCCUGCUCCUGCUCCUGCUCCUGCUCCUGCUCCUGCUGCUUAUAAUUAUAAUUUUGAUUAUGGUGAUAAGCAUGCUUCUAACACGAUCAACAAGUUUCAUCACUAUUAGUCACAGACUUCAUUAAUUAAUUAAGUGUUGCUAAAUAAUUUAAUGUAAUUUGGGGUAUUUUUUUCUAUAUUAUUUGUUUAUUUGUUGUUAUUGGAGUGGGUAAUGCUAAGUAAUUUCCAUCACCAAUUUUAUGGAAAUAGCUAGGAAAUUAAGGUGGACCCCAUUAUCAAUUUGGAUGAUUCUGUUUAUACAAACUACUUUCUACUUUAAUCAAGUGAGGUGUAAUUUUUUUUUUUUUUUUUUUUUAAAUACAGGAAAGAUACAUGUAUCUAUGGUCUCUUUAUCUCAUGGAAAAGUGAAUUGUGUAAAGUAAAUAUAUUGUUUCUUAAUUUCUUAAAUAUUGUAUUAUGGUUGAAUUUACGUUUUUCAA
Spinacia oleracea (spinach) is the source of this 933-nucleotide messenger RNA. RefSeq lists its product as uncharacterized. The record is from RefSeq and is a predicted model, not a curated record. Bases 153 to 563 code for a protein of 136 amino acids. The transcript has a single exon. Lineage: Eukaryota; Viridiplantae; Streptophyta; Magnoliopsida; Caryophyllales; Amaranthaceae.